GCGUUCACAACAACCUGCUGUCAGUUAACAACGGUAUCUUAUCUAGUUAACUAUGCCUAUUCGUUUGUUUUAGAGCCGUGUUUACGUCAUUUGUAACGCGCACUUCGAUUAGUUUCACGGUUUUUUCACCGUAGUUUUCAACAAGGAAGAUUCUUGUGAUUCGUAUUGGUGUAUUUGAAUUUUAUAGUGUUAAGUGUUGUCAAAUUUGUGUUAUCGGCUUGAUUAGUUUUUGUGUACAUGUAGUGACUCCUCGAAGAAAAACAGUGUUGGAUACAUAUAUUUUGAAUACUCAGUUUCAAUGGAAAAACCUAUCUAAAAUACUGUGAUAUUAAAAAUUCUAACUGACUGUAAAUAAAUAUGUUUAUAAAAUUUAAGUGGUGCAAACUGAUGUGAUCAGUGAUCAGUAUUUGUGGAUUACGUUAAAAAAUGAAAGAUGAUUAUACAAACUAAAACGACUGAGGAUAUGGAAUCUCUCAUUGAUGAUACUGUUAUUGAAGAGGAGCCAGAAGAUGAUACCACUAGAAGUGUUCUACAUAGAAAGAGUUCUUUGGCGUUAACUCCCGAGGAAGAACCGUUAGACAUACACAGAGCAACAAGCGAAGUGAAACUUGGACAAAUAACGCCACCUUCGCGACUAUUAAAAAUACUGACCGUUUUCUCUGCUUUAGACCAAGUAGGCGAAACCAUUGUAAAGGCAGCUGAAAAGUUAGGCUUUGAAAUCACAACUUCUACCUCAGAUAAAGCGGCUCUGGAAGAGUACCAGCAGAGACUGCACGAUCUGGUGAUAAUAGAUUCGCGGUCGCCGAAGGGAAUCAAUUACGACACAUUAUGUCGGUCUCUCAGAAAUACCAAAGGAAAUCAGCAUACUGUUGUAGUGGCUGUUGUAAAAAAGAGUGCGUUCGAAAAAGAUGACAAUACGAUAGGAUCAUUAUUAGAUUCUGGAUUUAAUAGGUGUAUGGUAGAAACAACAAACGUAGUAGCCAGUGGAAAUGAGUUGAUUUUAUUGCGGCAUAGUGACAUUCGGCCGUUGGCUCAGCAUGCAACAACACAAGGACUUUAUUCAGCCCUUGACAAAUGCAAAGAUAUCGUCGUAGUAACAGAUGACAAGUAUAACUUACAGUACAUUAACAGGGCCUGCGAAAAACAACUUGGCCUAAGGCAAGAAGAAGUCUUGGGAAGACCUCUUCAAGAUCAACUUAUGUUCGAUCCUGCGCAAGUAAAUCCAAUGGGAUCAUCUUUGCUAAGAGGAAAAGAUUGGCAGGGUCCCAUAACGCUCAAAAAGAAACCCUUAGAAACUAUUUUAGCUUCUUGCAAAGCUGUCCCAUUUGCAUGUGCUGGAAGGCUUCCCACGCAUUUCAUUCUCGUCUUCGAUUUGAACCCCACGGACCAAUUAAAUAUGUUAGCUCAAUCUAGAGGUAGUAUCCAUUCUAUUAGAAGAGGUUCAACAGAUGUAAGGAGUGUUGGCAGUGACUUCCUAAGGCGGACAUCUCUUGCCAAACUUAACGCUUUGCCUUUGGAAGCACCUAUUACAAAAGUGGUUGGUUUAAUCGACCAAGCUAGAGAAAAUUCAAACCAAAACCCUUCAGUGGUGCAACUACUGGAUAAAGUGGAAGACAUUUUGAAGAGCUGUGAACUAUAUUCGACCCAUGUAAAAGAAGAUUUAAGAAUAAAAUCGGAUGAACCGGUGGUCUCUGACCUGAUCACAGCACUGUUGUCGAAACAGCCUCAGCCAACGUUAAGUGGCUCAUCAAGGAGAAGCAGUAAUGAUUCUUCGGUAUUUAGACAAUCAAGGGGAGGACUGAUGAAGGUUCCUACGGUAAUCAAAGAGUUGCUGGAUCACUGCCUGUCGUGGGAAUUCGAUAUAUUCCGACUUGAAGACUUAACUAAGAAAAGACCAUUACAAUACUUGGGAAUGAGUUUAUUUAACCAUUUCGAAGUUGCCAGUGUUCUAAACUGUGACGAAAAGACUUUAUUUAAUUGGUUGACGGUGAUAGAAGCCAAUUAUCAUAUGGAAAACUCUUAUCACAACAGCACACAUGCUGCUGACGUUAUGCAGGCUACUGCGGGAUUUUUGGAGAAAGAUCGAAUGAAAUCCAUAAUAGAACAGCUAGAUGAGGCGACUACUUUGAUAGCAGCCGCGGCCCACGAUGUUGAUCAUCCAGGCAAAUCUAGCGCCUUCUUAUCCAACUCAGACAAUCAGUUAGCAAUUUUAUAUAACGAUGUGACCGUUUUAGAGUCACAUCAUGCAGCUCUUACGUUUAAACUUACUUUGGGUGAUGAAAGAAUAAAUAUUUUUAAGAAUUUAGAUAGAGAAACGUACAAAAUAGCUAGGGCAAAUGUGGUCGACAUGAUCCUUGCAACAGAAAUGACAAAGCAUUUUGAACAUCUCGCCAAAUUCGUCAACGUGUUUUGUACCAAAUCAUCAAGCUCGGAUCUAGAGUCUGAAGUUUCUGAUUUCGCUCCACUGUCGAUCCCUGAAAAUGUAACCCUAGUCAAAAGGAUGAUGAUUAAAUGUGCCGAUGUAUCCAACCCCACAAGACCUCUAAGAUUGUGCGUUGAAUGGGCGAGAAGAAUAACCGAAGAAUAUUUCCAUCAAACAGACGAAGAAAAAUCGAAAGGGCUACCGGUAGUGAUGCCAAUGUUCGACAGGUAUACCUGUUCCAUACCAAAAUCCCAGAUUGGCUUUGUUGAUUACAUUAUCAAUGAUAUGUUUGAAGCGUGGAACGCUUUUAUCGACAUGCCAGAAUUGCUGGCACAUAUGAGACAAAACUAUAUAAGAUGGAAAGAACUGGACGAACAGGGUCAUACAACACUUUCAGAUAUACAAAAACUCCAGGCUACUGCCUUGAUGAACCCAAUGUUUCCCCAAAAGCCUACCAAAGGCGAAUGAUGGAUGCUUACACGCCAUAGUGUUGACAAUGGUGACAUAAGACAUUUUUUACUCAGAAAACUGUGAAUGUUAAUUCUAAAAAGUGCAUAUCGUGUUUCAUAAUCGGACAAAUAAAUGUACCUAACUCUUAUCUACCUACUACCUUCUUCCUAAAGAAUAUAACUAAAUGAAUGUAUAUUUUUCAUCAUCUUGUGCAUGCUGGUCGUGCAUACUGUUUUAAACUUGUUUUUAUUUUUUAAAUUAUUGUUUAACUAUAUAUAUUAUAUUUUAAUGAGAAUCUGUGUUCUUACUGUUUUAUAUUUUAAAAAAUCAUGUUAAUGGAUGUAAGAUGUAUGUCCCUCAAUAUAAAUAAAUGAUGUUUUAUAGA
Diabrotica virgifera virgifera (western corn rootworm) is the source of this 3257-nucleotide messenger RNA. RefSeq names its product high affinity cAMP-specific and IBMX-insensitive 3',5'-cyclic phosphodiesterase 8. The coding region runs from base 434 to 2890 and encodes 818 amino acids. Gene Ontology annotation, molecular function: 3',5'-cyclic-nucleotide phosphodiesterase activity. Lineage: Eukaryota; Metazoa; Arthropoda; Insecta; Coleoptera; Chrysomelidae. The record is from RefSeq and is a predicted model, not a curated record. The transcript has 18 exons. Gene Ontology annotation, biological process: signal transduction; regulation of DNA-templated transcription; positive regulation of ERK1 and ERK2 cascade.